AUUUUUCGAGUAGGUUUCAAAAUUUCGAAGUUUGUACUUGGCUGAACACUUCCUUUCAUUUAAUCUUAAUGGCUAAGAUUCCUAGGAGCUGGAGGAGUGUCCUUCUACUGAUUCGGCUACAUUACCAAGUGGUGGGCAAUAUCGCCAUGCUCUGCCUUCUUGUGAUGAGUAUCAUGGACUACGGGUACAUCUACCAUGAAUGGGACCUCCUCUGGUGGUGCGAAAUGCUGGGGCAGAAGCAGAUCACUCCGCUGGCGGUUUUGUUGCAUAUCGGUGGAUUCAAGGUGGCUAUUAUCCUGAUUCUCACGCUGUGGAGCUAUACUAGAGGAGCUGGCAAGGAUCAGGAGGGAAAUGAGGACAUGCCCAUCUCUUUCGUUCGCAGGCGGUACAGUCGUUUUCUUGUGAUGGUCCUGCUGGCGUCCAUGGACCGGCUGCUCCAGCACCACCCACGACUAGAUGACUUCCUGCAAAAUCACAAGGAUUGCUUCGAGGCAGUGAAACAGUUCCGCUGGAGAGCACGAAAGCUCUUUGAACGCACAGAUCUGCAGCUCUGUCUUCCACUCCACGAAGUUCUUUCUGUGGAUGAUCAGCAGGAGAAGGAACUCCUCCGCCUGGGUUACGGCGAGAAAUUGACAAAGUUGCGAGAGCUGGACAUCUACAAGAUGGUCUACAAGCACUAAAUUUGUUUUGGGAAUAGGACCGUUGCCAACCGAUUUAAUAGUUGACGAACUUUUUAAUUGGGUUUUGGCUUGGCUGUUGUUAAUUUCACUUCAAAAACAUGCUAAUUUAAGUGGCAUACGCAUGUGAGGCUCCAAAGUUCCCAAAGUGAGAGGUCCCUUGCCCUGCUUCCUUUUUUGGAGUGAUAUGAUUUGGGACUUUUAAACUUUAGAAAACAGAUUUAUUGUAAACAUUUCGACUUUUAAGUGUA
This is a messenger RNA of Drosophila erecta, 928 nucleotides long. RefSeq lists its product as uncharacterized. NCBI's taxonomy places the organism in Eukaryota, Metazoa, Arthropoda, Insecta, Diptera, Drosophilidae. Bases 69 to 680 code for a protein of 203 amino acids. The transcript has a single exon. The record is from RefSeq and is a predicted model, not a curated record.